AUCCGUUUAGGUACUGGUUACCUGCUGUCGCAGUGAGGUGUAUAGAAUUCUUGGAUAAGUAUGGUUUAGAAGAAAUAGGUAUUUACAGGAUACCAGGGAUCAGAACGACGGAGCUCCGCAUACGUGACAUUUUCAAUUCUGGUGCGGACUUGAACUUUUUACAAAGCUCGAAGGAAGAUCCGCAUGCUGUGGCCACACUUUUAAAGAUGUACUUUAGAGAGUUACCCGAGCCGUUGUUGACGGAGGCCUUGUUGCCGGAAUUCAAUGAAUGCAUCGCGAAAUAUACCAAUUUGGAAACGCAACCGAUCUCUGCGGCAAACUUCGUUGCCCCCAAUGAUCUCCCACGUGAUUUGACCCCAAUUGUUUCUCGUUUGCCUCCUUAUAAUUUCUACUUACUUCGUGCUCUCUGUGGGCAUCUUUCCCGUGUCGACGACAAAAGCGGAGUGAACAAGAUGAAUAUAAGUAAUUUAGGGUUAUUCUUCUGUCCGAGUCUGGGAAUAGGUUCAAUCCUUUUUAAAACGUUUGUUGAGAAUAUUGAUGUCAUCUUCGGAGGUGGUUGUAAGGCUGAGGAGGAGGUAUUGGAAAAUGAAAAACGUGAACGAAAUGUUAAAGAAAAGCAGACACCACUAGUAUAUCAUAAAACAUAUAUCUCGGAUGAUUUCUCUAAGAGCUUUGAGGAUAUACUAAUUCUCAAUAAAAAGGCUGUGACAGAUUCAUCAAGUCAUUCAUACCCAUCUUCCUCUUCGUCUUCCAUGAAAGGGUGUUACUUUAAGGACAAUGCGGACACACUCGUUGGCGAUCAGGAUGUUACUCUGAGAAAAUAC
Messenger RNA from Acaulospora morrowiae, 824 nucleotides. The record is from the annotation of a GenBank genome assembly. NCBI's taxonomy places the organism in Eukaryota, Fungi, Glomeromycota, Glomeromycetes, Diversisporales, Acaulosporaceae.